This is a messenger RNA of Miscanthus lutarioriparius, 1077 nucleotides long. Lineage: Eukaryota; Viridiplantae; Streptophyta; Magnoliopsida; Poales; Poaceae. The record is from the annotation of a GenBank genome assembly.
AUGUCGCGCCUGCCCAGCGCCGAGCUCAGGGUCACCCUCGCGCGCGGCCUCCUCGUCGGCGGCCACUGCUACGGCCCGCUCCACCCCGCGGACAACAUCGUCGCCAACUCCGUCUGGUACGCCGCCGCCUUCCCUCUCCGCCCCGAGGACAGGAUCGAGGCGGAUGUCAUCUGCGCCCAGGGCACGGACCGCGCCGCCCGCCGCUCGCUCGACGGACUGCUUGCCUGCCUCCUGCACGUCUGCCCCGCCUUCUCCCCCGCCGACGCGCUCUGGCAGCUCUGCCGCUCCCGCGCCGACCUCCGCGUCGCCACCGCCUCCGCUCGCUGCGCCAGACCGUCCCUCCUGCGCACCGCGGAGCCGGAGGUAGUCAGGGCCGCCUUCCAGGUGGCUGCCGAGGCGGCGCGGCACCCCGACCCCGCGGCCUUCGCGCUCUUCGCGUCCUCGGUGCUUCCCUGCGUGGAGCGGGACGUCGCCCGCUUGCUGGUCGGCAAGCGUGGCGGCCUCUCCAGCCUCGACGUCGAUCGCCUCUCCAAGCUGCUAGUGCCGCACCCCCUACCCGAUGAACUGGCCUCAUGCCGCUUGCUGGAUGAUGAGGACUUCAACAACUAUUUCCAUAUCAAUUUCAUGGGCCAGCCAAAGGAGGAUCAUCAUAGCUCUAGCUCUGGUGCAGAACCAGGACGUCCCCUGUUUUUCUUUGCUGAAGCACCUCGUCCUGGACGCCACGACUUUCAGGAAGAGGAUAUCUCCAUUUGCUGCCUUAUUGAACCUUCACCACCGGAUGUUGAUAACUGCCACGCAUGCCUGACGAAUAAAUACAAAAUCAAUCACCCUAGUGCUGAUCCUGUAGAUGAUAGUCAUGAUCUUCGCUUUGGUGGACAGUGCUACGAGAUUGGUGCAAUUGAUCAUGACUGGAAUUUCCGGCCAACUAUGAUCGUCGACUACCUUUUAUUUGAUUCUGACAGGGAUAAUGGUCUCGUGGAAUACCUGCACAAUAAUUUUGCUCGCGUUGAUGCCUACUGUUCCAGUCUAAAGGACAAUGAAAAUCGUGGCCCUAGAGUUGGAAGUAAUUGCAGAUAG